Messenger RNA from Hepatospora eriocheir, 183 nucleotides. The record is from the annotation of a GenBank genome assembly. Lineage: Eukaryota; Fungi; Microsporidia; Hepatosporidae.
AUGGAUAAAGCUACCAUAACAGAAAAAGAGUUUUAUGAGUUUUUAAAGUCGAGAAAAACAGCUGUUACUAAAGGAAAAACUAUACAAAAAACAGGGAGAGAAGUUUAUAUUGAACAGAAAAAAUUAAAUGAAAUUGAUGAAGAAAAAGACAAUAACUCUAAAAUAUUUUAUUUAUUUUCAUAA